CCAAUCAGAGUGCCCGGUAUGAGCGCGCAUAAACGGAUUUGUUGUUGUCUUGACUGAGUAGCGACAUCCGUGCAUUUACACGAUAAAGUCCGGGUUUUAGAUAACCGAAUCCGCCCGCAAUGAGCCUGUCUCUGAGAACUGAACUCAACAGUGACAAAACCAAACGUAAGAAGAGGAGAGAGCUCACCGAGGACCAGAAACAUGAAAUCAAAGAAGCUUUCGACUUGUUUGACACCGACAAGGAUAAAGAGAUCGACUACCACGAGCUCAAGGUGGCGAUGCGUGCGCUGGGCUUUGAGGUAAAGAAGGUGGACGUUCUGAAGAUCCUCAAGGAUUACGACAGAGAAGGAAAUGGAAAAAUUACUUUUGAAGAUUUCAGCAAAGUGGUGGCAGACCGCAUCUUGGAGCGAGACCCGAAGGAGGAAAUCCUGAAGGCCUUCAAGCUGUUUGACGACGACGAGUCAGGGAAGAUCAGCCUGAGGAAUCUGAGACGAGUCGCUCGAGAACUUGGGGAGAACGUGAGUGAUGAGGAGCUGCGCAGCAUGAUCGAUGAGUUUGACGCCGACGGAGAUGGAGAGAUAAACCAAGAGGAGUUCCUCGCCAUCAUGACCGCAGACUCCUGAGGAACCACCUCUGCCGGCUGGAGGACUCUGGACUGCGUGGCGCCGCUGUCUCUAGAGGCUGUGGAGGGGACUGCAUCCGCAUCAUCCACCUGCACACUUUUCUUUUUUUAACUCGACUCUUUAUCAGCUGAGGGUGUGAGGUCAUCGGAGCGCUGCCGCUUGACCAGAUGCUGGUGGACCUCAUGAGGAGAACAGGCUUCAUGCCGCAGGUUCUCCGACAUUCAUUCCUGAACCAGAACUCAGAAAAAAAACACUGAUUCCCAACCUUUUCACUGUCUGUGUUUUGAUGUCUCAUGUUAGGAUUUUCUAUUUAUUUUUUACUGAAUAAAGAUUUGUUUUGACAGCAA
Cololabis saira (Pacific saury) is the source of this 970-nucleotide messenger RNA. It is a transcript of the gene cetn3, whose product is annotated as centrin 3. Gene Ontology annotation, cellular component: microtubule organizing center. Gene Ontology annotation, biological process: spindle pole body duplication. NCBI's taxonomy places the organism in Eukaryota, Metazoa, Chordata, Actinopteri, Beloniformes, Belonidae. Gene Ontology annotation, molecular function: microtubule binding; calcium ion binding. The transcript is spliced from 5 exons. The record is from RefSeq and is a predicted model, not a curated record. The coding region runs from base 120 to 623 and encodes 167 amino acids.